This is a messenger RNA of Musa acuminata subsp. malaccensis (wild Malaysian banana), 5390 nucleotides long. RefSeq lists its product as uncharacterized. The record is from RefSeq and is a predicted model, not a curated record. Lineage: Eukaryota; Viridiplantae; Streptophyta; Magnoliopsida; Zingiberales; Musaceae.
CCCCCCUCUUCACCUUCGAACAUUUCAAAUCGUUCCCCGCUCACCGGCCUCUCUCUCUCGGUCUCUCUCGCCGAGGUAUCGAUUAAACCUAAUGGCUUUCUCCUCGAUUUGGGUUUCUUGCCGUUAGGGUUCCGAAAUCCGUCGUUCUUGUUCUUGAUCGGACCGGACUAGGACCGGGAUGACGACGACGCUGGAGCACCUCUUCAUGCAAGUCUUCGACCGGAAAGCCUGGAUCGAGGGCCAGCUGAGGGAGCAGAUCGAGUCGUACGGCCAAUCCCUCGCCUACAACCUUCUCGCCGACGGCAGACGGCCCCCUCCCUGGCUCUGGGACACCGGAUCCGACGCCCUUCGCCCGAAAGAGUUAAUCAGGGAGCAGCGUGUUCAAGGGAUCAUAUUUCCUCUUCCAUGGGCCACCACUCCUUCGACAAAUCACAACACUCUCCACACCCUGCCUGCACUCAAGAGUACCAAUAUGUGUCAAUAUAGUAGCUUUGCAAGUGAAAUGUGCAUUUCUAAUGAAUGUAUCUAUCCAGAGCACAAUGAUGGAGACACAAGUGAUGCUAUUUACAAAGAUCAUGAAAAAGAGUGUUAUAUUGCAUGCUCUGAAGAUGUUAAGGAUUCACCUGUCUUUGACCAGAUUGCAAGUGCUCAAUGCUACAGGUCAAUGCAAUGGAAACCUGAGAGUCAUCUUAACCAAAAAUUGAAUGCUGCAAAUUCUGGAAAUGAGUGUACCGUAAAACAAUAUGCUCGUAGAGCAACUCGCACCAUGGCUGCGUCUUUGAUGCCCGAACAUGAUGAAGAAACAUCAGAUAUGAAGAACUCAAUGGUUCCUAAUGGUAUAGCUACUCAAACACUUGAUUGUCUUCCAUCUCUUGACAACAUAUCAAAACCAUUAAGUCCUUCAGGGUUCAUCACUAGUAAAGCAACUGCAAACCAAGCAAGUUUUAUGCAAACAGUAUCACGAGAGGCACCUGAUCUUAUAGCCAACUCUCCUCAUGAUGCUUCAGCCAAGGAACAGUGUACAGGGGCCCUUGCAAAGGAGUUUGUCUUAAAUGGAUCGAAUUCUGUUGUUCCUGGACUGGAAGCAGUACCCUCUGAAAAUUCUCAUCAUUCUCACAAUCAAUUAUUGGCUGUUGUGAAGAAACUUAGUUUUGAUGGUAUAAAAGCUUGCCAUCAGGAUAAAAAAUUUUAUGGUUCCUUUUCUCAGAAAAAUAAUCUUUGUUGUACUUCAGGUGCACUUAGGAAGUUUCAGUCAGCACCAUCAUUAAAAGAGGAUCCGCUAUGCAAGGAUUCUGCACCUGACUUUGGAGCAUUUCAGCCUGGAGAGGAUGCCUCGAAUGCUAAAGUUGUGCAAAGUGCAGUGGUAGCUGUUAGAGAUUCAACUGGAAAGGAAAUAGAAUCACACUGUUGUCCCCUCUCUACAACAUACGAUAUGAAUCAUCAAAAGCAUUCAUCAUUGUCUGAGGAAACUAAAAACUUGAAUUUGACCAAUGCACCGACAUCUUCUACCUCAAUGUUAAGAUCCUGUUUGAACUUUUCAGAUCAUCAAAGUUUUCAGUAUAAUGUCUGUCAAGGAAGUCCAUCAAGAAGCCUGACAGAGCAGUCAGCGAUGCAGCGAAGUGGUGAACCUACUACAAGUGGACAGGCAAGCAUUGUAGCCACCAGACAACCUCAGAUAAUUUCUGAUGUCAAACAAAUUCAAUACUUGUCUGACAAUAUUAAGCCUUAUGAUAUAAACAAGGACCGUACCACUACUUUUGCAGGAGAAACUGAGGGCAGUUGCUUUGAGUUUUCUUUUUCAGAAUCUCUUCAGUGUAUUAAAGAUGAAGAACUCCAUAGAAAUUCUAAAACAAUGCUCGUUUUAUCAGAGAAAAAGCAGCUCCAACAUGAGAGUGUUUUGGCUGCUACGGAAGUUAUAAGAAAGGAAGCUGAAAGAAUUAGUGGUAAAGAUCAUGUGGAGAGAGAUGAAUUACUUAACAUUGUCGAUACGGUUGGAUCUAGAUUAUGUGCAAAGAUAUCUCCACAUGUUCCUGCUGUAAGAUCAUUGGAGAUGGUAAGUGCAACUGAUUCUUCUAAGAAACAGUCUGAUGGAAGCUUAGUGGAUCACAGAACAAAAGGCAGUUGCAAAGGAAAGCUUGUAAAAAGAUCGGUUUGCAGCCAAGACCAACUGACUGAUGAUGUUCAGAGUGCUCAUUCAGUGUCAUUGAUAGAUGAAGUUAGCCUAGAAACUGAAGUGGUUGAGGUUGUUACAGUGGAAAACAGUAGUGCAGAAGUUUCCCAAUCCACUCUGAUUGUAGAUACUGCCGAAAAUGAUUCUGCAGGACUUGGAUGUCAACAUUUAAGAAGUUCGUCUGCAAAUUUUGAUGUUUCUAUAUCUGAUGGUUCUGAUUUGCCUUGUUCAGAUGACUACAUGUCUUUGUCAGCCAACGAAAACUUGAUUGACACCACAACUGGAGAUGUUCGUGAGACAAUCCUCACCAGGAAAUCACCAAAUGCUGCUAAAAUGGAGAGUAAGCUUACAAGAGCUAGCUAUUCUCUGAGGAACUUUACUAGUGUUCCAAAGGAUGUUGGUCUUAGUAAAGGGAAUGCUUAUAUUUCACCUUCACUAGAGAAAUUUUUGUCAGUAACCAAGAUGGACAAGAACAGUGAAAAUAUAAUGGAUGCAAUGGAAAAGAGUAUCACUCAGUUAUCAUACAAUGUUAGAACUCAGAAUCAUUCAUCGGAAUCUCGGUACUUUUUAAGAAGCUUGAACAGGCAUGGGAAGACUUACUCUUAUUCAGAACUAAAUUUAACUGGUAAUACAACUAGUUCAAAACGAUCAAGUGAACUAAUGACUGAUGCAUGUGAAAUAUCAUGGCCUAAGAGGAGAAAGUUGAUUUGUUACUCAGAUGGCGUUCUUGCUACUUCAAGAAUAACACUUCAUCGGCUCCUGCAUACUCAAGAAGACACUUGCUGUAGCAGCAAAGUGAGCUCAGAAAUUGUUCCAUUGGAAGAAAUGCAGAUCACACCAUCUCCCUCUGAAAAUGUAUUGAAUAUGGAUAUAGAAAAUGCAGAGUUCAGGAGCAAUUCAGAAUUUCAUCAGCAAAGCAAAAGGCAAUGUCUGAAAGAGGAUGACUCUUGCUUGAAAAGUAAAGACCAAGUCAUGGAUAUUCCCUUGCCAACUCAAUGCACAAAAGGUGUGACUUCUCCCAGUCUGGCCCAUGGAAACUCCAGGCCCUCUCUAAUGAUUGAAAUUGGUGGCACUGAGUUUACUCUUUCUGAACCAAAAGAACCUGGCUCCUCUGGAAACGAUGCUGAUGGAAAAUUGAGUCAUGUAGUAUCUGAAGUUUAUUGCCACAAUUUACAGUCUAUAGAGGAGGGGACAGUUUUUGAUGCAGGGAAAAGUUUGAGCAAAUAUGGUGCAUCUGUAUUGUCAAACUUUCAGAAUGAUUUGGCCAUGAACUGUGAUGAUUCCAUGCCAGAGUUCGAGGGUUUCAGUAUUGGUGUAUCUCCUGUUAAGAAAAAUGAUAUCUGCUAUGAUGUUGAUUAUCCAUGUUUCAAGGAAGAAAAUAUUCCUUUGGAUGUGCAGCAAGGCAAUUCUACACAUUUGGUUACACCCACGGCCCGUCCUUCAGGAAACUAUAAAAUCAACAACAUUCCUGAUCUUCUUCAGUCGUUACCUAAUGGCCUCUUGGAGCACCUGCACAAUGAUUCUCUAUGUUUUUAUGGUGAUUACACAAGACAAUUUAGAAGCGAACAUGACAAAAUUUCUGAUCUUUACAACAGCUUGGGCUCAUCUUUUGACUGUUCGUUUGUGGAAAGGUCUUCUUCCAAUAGCACGCCUUUCAGUGCUAGAUUUGCAUGGGCAAGUAGUAAAGCUCCUCGGACACCUCCAAUUGAAAAUUCCGCCUUGAGAAAGGCUUCAAGUAGAAGUGGUGCCAGUUCACAGACAGUGGGUACUAACCCUGAACUUGUGUGCUUUCGAAUUGAUGAAAAUUCUAGCACCACAGAAGAUAUUGAGCGUCAGGAUAAAUUAAGCACCUCCAAAGAGGGGAUUUGCUCAAGAGGAAUCCAAGUUCUGAAUAAUAGGGAAUCACUUAAAGAUGUCACUUCAGUAUACGAAAAUGCAUCAACUUUUGUUCCUUUUACCAAGAUGCUCCUUGAAAGUGGCAGUCUAGAAUUUUCAAAUGCGAAAUCCCACUCAGGAACUCAGACUAGUUUUGAUUCGCUAUUGGCAACUGCUUAUACUGGCAAUAAAGAUCUGACAGCAGAUAAGGAGAAUCAAUGUCUUUCAAUUAAUGGAAAGAAAGAGGGGAAAGUGGUUAAAUCCUUAUGUAACAAGCCAGAAAUAAAUGUGAAAGCAGUUGAAAGGAAUAGAAGCCAAGCAAGUAUUCUGAAAGGCUGUAAGCCAAGCAAUAUCAUCUCCAAUAUAUCUUCUUUCAUCCCAAUGCUUCAGAAAAAGCAGCAAGCAACAACUACAAAAGGAAAGAAAGAUAUUAAAGUAAAAGCACUAGAGGCAGCGGAGGCUGCGAAACAUCUUGAAGAAAAGAAACAAAAUGAACGUGAGAUGCGGAAAGCAGCAGCAAAGCUUGAGCGUGAAAGGUUAGAGCAGGAGAAACAACUUAAGCAAAAACAGUUGGAGGAGCAAAAGAGAAGAAAGGAAGCAGAUAGGAAGAGGCAGAGAGAAGAAGAACGGAAGGAGAAGGAACGAAAAAGAAGAUGCAUUGAAGAAACUCGGAAGUUGCAAAGAGAACAGGAUGAAAGGUUACAUACAAAGAAAGAGGAAAAAGAACUUCGAUGUAAAGCUGCAGAUGAUGAGGGAAGGAAGAAAGGUCUGGUGCUAGAAGCAAAGCAGCAACUGAAAUCAGAAAAAGGAGGGGAGGUUGCUGGGUCUAGAAACACAAUGGAAGUGGAACCGGUUGCCACCAAGGUGGUUAUCAGCUCCGAUUGUAUGAAAGGAAUAAUUCAAGGUAGGAUGUCUACCACUAAAGAAAAUCUGAAUUCUCAAUCAUAUGAGAUAUCUCCAUACAAAGACUCCGAUGAUGAGGAUGGAGAGGAAGAAAACAUGCGCAGAAGGAAGCAUGGUCCUUCUUGGGCUGAAAAAGAAUGCUUGGGCAAAAUCCUACUUUCACAGCAACAUUUAGACCCUUUGGAGAUCUUUUGCCGUAAGAGUAAUUUCAACCUAAGCGAAGUUCUAUACUCUUCUGCUGCUCGGCGGUGGCCAUUGUAAUUGUGGUGUCAUUUGGUUUAUCAGCAGCCAACAACAAACCUGAAGCAGUGCCUUGAUGGUUUGUGUGUUCUACCUACGAUACUAAUCCAUUUCUUGUGAGCUUCAUAAAGAAAUGUUGUAGAAAAUUAACUGAAGGUAGAAUGAGAAUCCAUUUCAAUGAAUCAUUGAAUUCUUCUUCUUC